Messenger RNA from Elephantulus edwardii (Cape elephant shrew), 3105 nucleotides. It is a transcript of the gene RBM44, whose product is annotated as RNA binding motif protein 44. The record is from RefSeq and is a predicted model, not a curated record. The transcript has 14 exons. Lineage: Eukaryota; Metazoa; Chordata; Mammalia; Macroscelidea; Macroscelididae. The coding region runs from base 1 to 3105 and encodes 1034 amino acids. Gene Ontology annotation, molecular function: RNA binding.
AUGGAAUCCACUGCAGUAGUAGGAGCAGCUUCUGGUAAAAGCUUCUACAGGAAUGAAGAAAACUUCCAGCAAGAUGAACCAUCUAAUCCAAAGAAAGGAAAGCUGCUAAUACUUUCGAGUGGUUGUAAGGAGGUCAUACUUUCUGUUCCUGAUGAUGACUGGGAUUCCACAUCAAAACAAAGAGCUAAUGACAAGGAAAUCAUCGGUAUUGAUUGGAUUGAUCUAUCAGCACCAUGUUCAGCAAAUGAAGAUACUACCAGAGGGUAUACUCACUCACAGUCAAGUGAAUUUGAAGACAGUACGGACUAUGCUUCCUUGAAUGAAACAUACUCUAUACAUUAUUCAGAUUCAGAAAUAAAACAUGAAAGACAUAUUCAUUUAAAUUCACAAUUAAAACCUGAAAUGCAGAAACAAGAAGUACUUUUUCAUGUCUUGGAGCAUCAAGGUAGUAAGACUAGUGACCUAAAAAACUGUGUUUCCAAUUACGAUUAUAAAGAAACUGAUGAAGACAUGCAGAAUCCUGAUAGAGAUGAAAACUCACACCAGGAAUACCACAGCGCACUAGAACAAGAAUAUAUAAGCCAUUUAUCUUUUGACUCAGCAAAAGCAGUAAGUGUAUCUAAUCUGGAAGUUACAGGGUUAAGAAAUGUAGGGUUUGAAGCUAGUAAUACUAGUAACCUAGAAGAGAAUCAUAUUAAAUUGGAAAGUAGUUCUAUCAUUUCUUUAGAUUCAGGCGAUGUUUAUAGACAAGAAGAUGUUUCCAGAUUUCAGAAUUCUCUUACAUUAAGAGAAGAUCAUGAACUGAAGCAUGCGCAUUGUAAGACACAAGAGACUAGCUUAAUGUAUCACACGGUAUUUGAUGGAGUUAUUCUAAGCAAUAGUUCUCUUGCAAAGCAGGAAUAUCAAUCCAAGAGUGAUUUCUUGAACUCUCCAAAAGGACUGGAAACUAAAUUUAAUACUGACCGAGCUCAAGAAACUGACAAUAAAAGUAUUUGUGGAAAUACUGAUAAAAAGAAAGUACAGUAUCUUGGCAAUCCAUCACAGGAGAAAGCUUCAGAGGCAUUAUUCCGGCCCUGUAAGGAUUGUCAAACAUCCUGGACCCCUGUUUUUGAUGAUUCAGUCAUUUCUGCCUGUGGAUACUCACAUUAUCAAGUUCUACAAACCACCCCUGACCUAACCUUAGACUUUUCCAAGAUUGCCAUGAAUAAUAACAAGGCAAUGGAAGAAAGCUCCCAAAAAGUAGCUGUUAGCAGUACUUCAAACAAAUCCUGCUCCUGUGGUAGGAAAGGAACAUGCAACAAAUCCAUAAUGGAUGGUGUGAGUCGUGCCGUUCUUGUCAACCAAACUGUGGAUGUCAGCACUGAUUUCAGAGCGUGUUUCACAACCAGCAGAGCAACAAGCGCAGGGCCGGCUGUGGUGUCCACCUCAAGCAACACUGAGAUCACCAUGAUGAAUAAAAAACGCCCUGGUGAGUGGCCGAGCCAGAAACCGACAAGUGUGGCCUGCAGCACAGAUUGGCCAGACAGUCAAGAGUAUGUGGAUACCCAAGUGAAGAAAGGACCGGGAAGACUCCCUCCCUUUGUCAGUGUAAAGCCCAGUGGACAUUUCCUAAACCAGGAUUCCCUGGAAUUAAGAGAGACACUUGAUAGUUCCAACUUGAAGAAACAUCCUAAGAGGUAUCUUUCUAAAGAAAGGGAGAAGAAUCCCCCAUCCCAGUGCUGUCAGCUAAUAAUGCAGAGAGCCCUGAACGUUGAGCUGCACCUUCUAACCCUUCACUAUCAGAUAUGCCGCCGCCACUGUUACGACCUUUAUAAACUUGUGAUGGAAGACAAAGAAGGAGAAAACAGGAACUUAUCAAACAAUUCUUCUAAGAAGGAAUUAGGCUUGGAACUUUUGUCUGUCUUGGAAGACUUAAAAACUAGGUAUAUGAGUUUGAAAGAAAAAAUAAACAAAGGCAUACCACUGGAGGAGUUGCCCCCACUGGCAGUUGAAUCAAAAUUAUUGUCUGCUUUUUCCACUUUUGCUUCCAGGGUAAUGAAAGAAGAAACGCAUACUUUUUCAGGAGUCAGUUCAGAAAUGGGUAAACCAAGGGUGGAUGAUGAUGGUGAUGAUUCUUCAAGCCUAAAGAAGACGCCCGCUCAAGUGUCUUUAUUGUCUGACAGUUGUCACCCUAAACAAAAUGUAUCACCUAAGAAUAAUAAUAGUUCAAAUAACAGUGACACAAAUGAAGAUGUAAGUCAACUGAAAAGUGAUGAUAAAGACUACAGAAAUUAUCAAGACAUAAGUGAAGACUGGUUUGAUGCUAAAGAGAACCUUACAGGAGUUGAUGUCUGUGGAGUACAAGAGAAUCAGUUAAAAGAAGAUGAAUGGACUCCAGAGUUGACACCAGCAGAGACGAAGAGUGCUGAACCUUUACCCAAAGAUAAAGGAUAUCUGAUCCACGUUGGUGGUCUCAGCCCCUCAGUGUCUGAGGCUGAUUUAAGGUCUUUUUUCCAGAAGUAUGAAGUUUCUGACAUCUCAAUUUGUGAUUCCUCCACUCAUUCCAGAUAUGCAUCUCUUACUCUUAAAAAAUAUACUGAUGCAAAAAUGGCUGUGAAAGAGAUGAACAGGAUGGAAAUCAAUGGACAGUUAGUGGAUGUGCGGCUUGUUAGUAUGCCUGGAGAGCGUACAUCCCCACCUUCCUCCAAGAAUGGAAACAGACUGACUUUGAAUCACAUGGAAGACACCAGUAGAGAUGUCAUCUCUGCCUCUCGCAUCUCCAGAUUCUCCCAAACAAGGCCGAGGCAGCUGGGCUCUGAGCCAGACAGGGAGCCCUUCCCUUUGUAUCAGAAGGGUGUCAAGAAUUGUGCAGAGAUUGAGUCUACUAAGUUAUUAUCUGAUGUACCUAGUCAGUUCAUACCUCCAAAUACUUUGAACCUGCGUAGCUUUGCCAAGAUCAUGAAGAGACUGGCCGAGCUACACCCUGAAGUCAGCAGGCACAGAGACCACAUCGUGGAGGCCCUUCAAGAGGUUAGGCUCAGGCGCCAGGGUUUCCUGAAUGGCCUGUCCAUCAACACGAUUGUGAAGAUGACAUCAUCUGUUCUGAGAGACUCUGCUUCUGUUUAG